Micropterus dolomieu (smallmouth bass) is the source of this 1104-nucleotide messenger RNA. Its product is annotated as protein lifeguard 1. The transcript has 6 exons. Bases 35 to 922 code for a protein of 295 amino acids. The record is from RefSeq and is a predicted model, not a curated record. Gene Ontology annotation, biological process: negative regulation of apoptotic signaling pathway. Gene Ontology annotation, cellular component: Golgi apparatus; membrane; endoplasmic reticulum. Lineage: Eukaryota; Metazoa; Chordata; Actinopteri; Centrarchiformes; Centrarchidae.
UUCUCAGAAAACAACUACAAUCCUGCAGAAAAGAAUGUCAGACUCAGUGGACCACAUCAAAUCUGAAGAGACACAGGACGCUCCUGGUAAUGAUGUGUCCGCACCACCGCCGUCGUACCAAGAGCAGCAACCUCCACCUUACUCUGCAGCCCCAGCAGAGUACCCUCCACCCAAAGUCGACACAACCCCUGUCUAUCAGCCUACCACUACCUAUGAGUCUUUCCGCGACAUAAGCCCGGAGGCCCCAUCAGACACACCUAUAGCAUCAUCUUCUUUUGAUGACAAGACAGUGAGAAGAGGGUUUGUUAGAAAGGUGUUCAGCAUCCUGACUCUCCAGCUGCUGUUCACCUUCAGUGUGGUGUGUGUGUUCACCUUCUCCAGCGUGGUCAAAGAGGCGGUGCAGGACAACCUGUGGGCCUACAUCAGCUCCUUCAUCAUCUUCGCCGUUGUCGCCAUCGCCCUCACCUGCUGCCAGUCCUUCAGUCGGCGUCACCCCUGGAACAUUGUGGGACUGGUCGUGAUCACCCUGAGCUUGUCAUACGUGGUGGGAACCAUUGCCUCCUUCCACAACACCACUGCUGUGGUCAUCACUAUGGGAGCAACGAUGGCCAUUUCUGUCGCAAUCAUUGCAUACUCUGCACAGACUCGUUAUGAUUUCACUAUUUGCUACGGUAUUUUGCUGAUUCUGGCCGUGGACAUCUUGAUGUUUGGGUUCUUCUGUACCUUCUACUACUCCUACAUCUCCCAAAUCGCCUAUGGAUGUCUGGGUGCCCUGCUGUAUUCACUGUUCCUGAUGAUCGACUGUCAGAUGAUGAUGGGGACGAUGAGUUACCGUCUGGAUCCAGAGGAAUACAUCAACGCUGCUCUCAUGAUCUAUCUGGACAUAGUCCUCAUCUUCCUCUACCUGCUGGGGAGGAGGUGAAACUAACUACACAAAAUACACACAGACACACACUCCAAACUGUACCCACAAUGAAAAAGUUCCUUUAUUAUUAUCAUCAUUUUAAUUUAUAUACUGUAACUGCAUCCUGUUCUAAGUGACAAUGAAUUAAUGACUUUCAAUGUUUUUACAGAAUCUUGUCUUUGUCUCAGUUUUACAUGAAU